This is a messenger RNA of Talaromyces marneffei, 1062 nucleotides long. RefSeq lists its product as uncharacterized. Lineage: Eukaryota; Fungi; Ascomycota; Eurotiomycetes; Eurotiales; Trichocomaceae. The transcript is spliced from 2 exons. The record is from RefSeq and is a predicted model, not a curated record. Bases 1 to 1062 code for a protein of 353 amino acids. Gene Ontology annotation, molecular function: nucleic acid binding.
AUGUCGACUGUCACUGCCGUCGAACGUACUUCCCCGUCAUGUCAACCGAUUUCACGUCCCUAUAUUGAGCGCAAAAAUGCCACACCAGGAGAUAAAUUAGCAAAAAUUGCGCGCUUCCUACGCCUUGGUUGGAAAUGCGAGGCUAUCGCGAAGGACCUUCGGAAACCUACAUAUCGGACUUUGGGCCGCGCAAGAAAGCUGUCAGAUGCAGAUGAAGAUGCUAUAUUUGAAUAUCUUCUUCAUGAACCAUGGCGUCAACAAGACGAGGUCCGAUUCUGGUUAUAUUAUGAGCGUGAUGUUGAUGUUAGUACGUCAACAAUAUGCCGAUUAUUCAAGCGUCGUCGAUGGUCAAGGAAACAGCUAAAGCGCAUCUCGUUAAACCGUAGCGAACCCCUUCGCCGUGCCUAUCUCGAUGACAUAUGUCAAUUCGCAGCGGAUGAUCUUGUCUUCCUUGAUGAGUCGAUAUUUAACGAGAAAACAGGCUGGCGUCAACACGCGUAUGCACCCAUUGGAGAUGACGCUGAGAUAGAUGCAAAUAUAAAUCGGGGUAAGACAUGGAGUAUCUGCGCAGCAAUGACACUAGAAGGCUAUCUUCCCUGCACUGGUAUAAAAGAUGGAUACUACAAUGCUGGCGACUUUACGGAUUGGCUUGAAACAAAAUUGAUUCCUGCACUUAGUCAGAUACAGCGAUUCCCAAUGGUUAUUGUUCUUGAUAAUGUCAAGAUCCAUACACGCGAGCAUAUCAGUCAGAUUAUUGAGAGUGCUGGGCAUCUUGUUCGAUAUCUACCACCAUACUCACCUGAUUUUAACCCGAUCGAACUUACCUUCAGCGUGCUCAAAUCAUGGAUAAAAAGGAACUGGAUUUUUUUACGCGAUAUAUGCAGCAAUUACAGCAAAUUUAUAGAACUCUCAAUUCAACGGAGUCGUUGCGAUAGAUUUGCCAAAAAGCACUUCAAGCACGCUGGAAAUGGAGUGUAUAUUAAGGAGAAAGAGCUUGUUGAAUUCCAUCGAUUUCUCGCGCAAUAUGAGGCAGAUCUAAGCGUCAGCUUAGUCAACGAUUGA